AUACGUCCGUGUUGCAACCGAAGCCGAUGCAACUCGGUGCUGGAUUUUUUCCGUCGCGUCGAUCGUCUCGCUUCAAUCCAAUUUGAAAACAACACGGAUUUGUGUGUGUGUGUGUCAUAAAGUCGUUUCAUUGUAUUUUCUCCCCGUUGUUGCUCGAGUCUGUAUUUAUAUUGAGUUGAGGGUAUAAUCGGCAUCGUUCGGCGUCCGAGCAGACAGCUGGCAGACGGAUUGAUUGCAUCUCGACUUCGGAUGCUACCUCCAACCAAGAGGCGCAGAUGCGGUCUGUCUGGCUCCAAAAAGCCUCUCUGAGCUGAAACCUGAGGUCUGGCCCCCUAAUCAUGGAUACCCAUGAGAGACUUGACUGUGAUGCUCGGGGGUGAGGAAGAGCAAGGCUGAGGAGGAGGAGGAGGAGGAGAUGGGCUGCACCUCCGCCAAGCAGGUGUCUGCAGUUCCCAACAGUGAAGAGGACCAGAGCAAAGCUCACAGCAAUGGAGACCUCUUCUCGGAUGAGUACAAGAUGAAAGGAGUGGAGAAAGUCAAGUACAUCAGCGGCGAAGAGGCAGGAGUGGACGGCCAGGACAGCACUGAGAAAAGCGCUUUACUUGGAAAAAAUCAACUCAUGGAUGAAACAGAUGGAAAGAUACUGAGUAUUCAUUCCUCAGAGAGCCAGCAAGAAUUCUUCAGGAUGCUUGAUGAGAAAAUUGAAAAGGGCAGGGACUACUGCUCAGAGGAAGAAGACAUGACAUAGCACCAUGCUCAAGCAUCCAUCCGUCAUCAGAUGGCAAAGAUGCCAGUAUUGGAAUGGUCAGUACCAUUACACCCGUCCAAAGGGGAGAAGGACAAUACUGAGCAACUUCUCGCCUUCCUGCUCAUUACGAAGCUCCUUCUUGUCUAAUCCAACGACCUAAAAUCAAAGACAAUACUGAGCAAUUUCUCGCCUUCCUGCUCAUUACGAAGCUCCUUGUCUAAUCCAACGACCUAAAAUCAAAGACGGUUGACGAGAGGACUUCGGUUCAGUUUAUUUUAUUGAAAAGCCAUCACAGGAUGUCAGGGAUUUGGGGAUCAAGAGGAACUCUUCCCUGCUUGGAAGUCAAUAUACAUGGUUGGACGUUUAUGACAAGUCAGAAAAGUGGGCUUCAUGCAUGAAUGUUUCUUAUUUUUCACUUAUUUAUAGAGAAAAAUAAGAUGCAUAUUAUACUACCACCUAAAUUUGAUACAAAAUUUAUACAAAAUACAUCCAGUGUCACAGUAAUGUUCCUUGAAAUGGAUUGAUAGGUUUGAUUGAACUGAAUUUCUUUGCCUUGAGUCAUGUUUUCAUGAUUUGCUUUUUCAUUGAUAGUUUUAAAUUAGCUUCAGAUGAAGCUUGCGGAUUAAAAGAUAACAACAACAAAAAAGAUGAACAAUUGAAUUAGUUGUAUGUACAAUAACAGAGUAAUACUAUCCGCACAGAUGUUUCAUGCAUGAGGCCCACUCUCUCUAUCUGCCUCCCUGAAAGUCACCAGGUUGGCUUCUGAAUUCCAGAAAACAGUAUGAAUCUCUUUUCUACAAUUUCUGGGCCAAAUCUAAAUGUCGGCCAACAUUCCUUUGUAAUAUAUUUAUGUGAAACAAGGCUCAGGGUCGCUUCCUGUCAUCACUGCACAUUAAGACACUUGCACGCACUCACACGAUCGGCUUUCUAUGUAAUGACCCGCUUGGGUGAAGUCACGCAUUAGUCGGAGUCUGUAUUUCACUCACCAGUGUUACUGUGCAAGUCUAUGUUGGUCUUCUGUUUUUCUAGAAAAAAAUAAAAGUGGUUUUAAACUUAUCUCCACUGCUGUGAACCCACAUUUAUUAACUGUCAACAAAAGUACAACCCCAA
Messenger RNA from Phycodurus eques (leafy seadragon), 1858 nucleotides. RefSeq lists its product as uncharacterized. The coding region runs from base 416 to 748 and encodes 110 amino acids. The record is from RefSeq and is a predicted model, not a curated record. The transcript is spliced from 6 exons. NCBI's taxonomy places the organism in Eukaryota, Metazoa, Chordata, Actinopteri, Syngnathiformes, Syngnathidae.